GCUGUUCUUUGUAAAAACCACUGGAAAUUUACCAAAAACAAACUUGUAACGUUCUACGGUACCUAGAACACACGCUACUGAAACUUAUUCAUCGUUUUUUCCUUGCAAAGAAGGCCGUACAACUCCAAAGUCUGCAAAAUUCAAGGAAGUUAACACCGUCUUAGGAACACCAUCCAACUAAAUUCAUCAUGUCUUACGGCAAACAAAAUGGCGGCUCGUAUCGUGGUCGUGGUUCCGACAAUGGAUACGGGGGCGGCAUAAACCGCACUAGCAACGGAUUCGCAUCGGGAAGAUACAAAAAUGGUGGCGGUAACGGAGGUGCACGUUUUGGCGGCGGCCGCAACGGAAUCGGAAAUGGAGGCCUACCUGGAAACCGCCUCCGCAAGCCCAACUGGGACAUGAAGGAUCUGAGACCUUUCAAGAAAGAUUUCUACGUGCCACAUCCUGCCGUAGCGAACCGCUCCAAGUUCGAGGUCGACCAAUAUGGACUCUCAAAAGGGAUCACAGUUGAUGGGGAUGCUCCAAAUCCCAUUCAAAAUUUUAACGAAGCUUGUUUUCCUGAGUAUGUUAUGCAUGAGAUUCAAAAACAGGGGUACGAUGCACCCACGGCAAUUCAGGCCCAAGGGUGGCCCGUAGCGAUGAGUGGAAGAGACAUGGUCGGCAUUGCUCAAACAGGUUCGGGAAAAACUCUUGCUUACAUCCUUCCAGCGAUAGUUCAUAUCAACAAUCAACCCCCAAUCACCAGAGGUGACGGUCCAGUCGCUUUAGUUUUAGCCCCAACACGUGAACUAGCACAACAAAUCCAGCAAGUCGCUCACGAGUUUGGUAGUUCGUCGUACGUUAGAAAUACAUGCAUUUUCGGUGGAGCACCUAAAGGACCCCAAGCCAGAGAUCUGGAACGGGGGAUUGAAAUCUGCAUCGCCACUCCGGGACGAUUAAUCGAUUUCUUAGAAAAGGGUACCACAAACUUGCAAAGAUGCACAUACUUGGUAUUAGAUGAAGCCGACAGAAUGUUGGACAUGGGUUUUGAACCACAAAUUAGGAAAAUUAUUGAACAAAUCAGACCAGAUAGACAGACUUUGAUGUGGUCCGCAACCUGGCCGAAAGAAGUUAGGAAAUUGGCUUCAGAUUUCUUGAGGAACUACAUUCAGGUUACCAUUGGGUCGUUGCAGUUGUCGGCCAAUCAUAACAUUCUGCAGAUCGUCGACGUGUGUCAAGAACAUGAAAAGGAAACAAAGUUAAACAACUUGUUGCAGGAAAUCGGCAACAACGGCGAGCCGGGCACCAAAAUAAUCGUCUUCGUGGAGACAAAGAAGAAGGUAGAAAACAUAACGAGAACAAUUAGACGUUACGGUUGGCCAGCGGUGUGCAUGCACGGUGACAAAAGCCAGCAGGAGCGCGACUACGUCCUUCGAGAAUUUCGUAACGGAAAGUCGAGCAUUUUAAUAGCUACAGAUGUAGCGGCUCGCGGAUUGGAUGUGGAAGGAAUAAAAUACGUUAUAAACUAUGACUAUCCCAACUCUUCAGAAGAUUACAUUCACAGAAUAGGCAGAACGGGUCGAUCUGACUCCACGGGUACUUCAUACGCUUUCUUCACUCCAUCCAACUUCCGGCAAGCCAAAGAUCUGGUUUCUGUCCUCAAAGAAGCCAACCAGGUUGUAAAUCCGAAGCUCUCUGAAAUGGCAAACCGCUGCGGCGGCUACGGCAAUAAAGGCGGUGGCGGCGGUCGCUGGGGCGGUUACGGAGGCGGUUUCAAGGGCCGAGAAAACAGUGGACCGAGACAUCACCAGAGAUUUAACAAUGGCGGAAGAACCAACGGAUAUAGUAACGGAGGUUCUUAUUAAAUCAUGUGUGGACACGAGAGUGAGCUGAUCAAUUAUGACAGUAUUUUUUCUUCAGAUGCAUUCCAAGUGCGUCGAAUUUAGUUGCAAAUUGAACUUUUUAUUUAUUUAGUACAAUUCACAACAUAUUUAUUGAACGUGACCCGAGUGGUUUCUUAAUUUCUCUGUAGCAUUUAAGUUUCUCAUGUUAUUAAUUAAUGUUUGUAACUGUGAUUAGAAUCCACUUUUAGUUACGUUGGUAUAAUCUUGAACGUUUACAUUGUUGUAAUAUAAUAUUUUCAAAUUUACCUCCAGCAGUUCGUCAAAAUAAUAGUUGUCAAGAAAUAAAAAUGUGUCUUAUAAA
Molecule: messenger RNA, 2184 nt
Organism: Zophobas morio
Lineage: Eukaryota; Metazoa; Arthropoda; Insecta; Coleoptera; Tenebrionidae
Product: ATP-dependent RNA helicase p62-like
Exons: 6
Coding region: 189-1844 (551 amino acids)
Cellular component (GO): cytoplasm; ribonucleoprotein complex; nucleus
Molecular function (GO): RNA binding; ATP binding; RNA helicase activity
Source: RefSeq, a predicted model, not a curated record